AUGUGUGAUCGAUGUGAAAGCCGCAAAGAGGUCAUGAUCGAAACGAUUUUCGAUCAGAACCUCGCUGCUGUUGGUUGCCCGUUGCCUGCCUCUUCGUACGUCAUGGUCCUCGUCCUCGUGGAGUGCGAGGCAUGCGGCGUCCUCUUCGAAACUUGCCUCCGCCGUAUGUCGAAGCUUUCGUCGUAUUCCGUCCGGUUUUCCGCUCGUCGUGCUGCUGCAUCCCGCAUCGAGGUCACACCUCGUCCGUCUGUCGUCUGA
This is a messenger RNA of Soboliphyme baturini, 258 nucleotides long. NCBI's taxonomy places the organism in Eukaryota, Metazoa, Nematoda, Enoplea, Dioctophymatida, Soboliphymatidae. The record is from the annotation of a GenBank genome assembly.